This is a messenger RNA of Neohortaea acidophila, 1979 nucleotides long. RefSeq lists its product as uncharacterized. The record is from RefSeq and is a predicted model, not a curated record. NCBI's taxonomy places the organism in Eukaryota, Fungi, Ascomycota, Dothideomycetes, Mycosphaerellales, Teratosphaeriaceae. The transcript has a single exon. The coding region runs from base 357 to 1928 and encodes 523 amino acids.
CGCCCGAUCCAGGCCUCACAUCUGCCCAGCGCGAUCUCUGUGAUCCCUGCGCGGGCCAAUGAAAGGCGAGUGUCUCAGAUCUGGCGCAGCUUCAAGACACCAACUUUGCAUGUCGGACGUCCAACUUUCUCGCUGCACCUACGACUCUUGCAUUUCCCAUGUUCCUGCAAUUGCAGAGGAAUGCCGCCUGGGUCUGAUUCAUUCGUCCACGCUGAUUUGUCGCACAGGAAUGAGACCGGGGGCCGAUUGGGUUCGUACGACGGUGAUCGGUCAACCAUGGUUUCAGCACUACGAAUGCGCAGGCAGCUACCCAACACCCUUGAUCCCUGCAAACGACGAUAGUUUAUGCGCAGCGCAUGCUCUACGACGGCCAUAAUUGUCAUGAUAUGUCUCUAUAUUUCAUUCUUAUCGUUGCGCCAUCCCGGCCCUUUUUCUCUCCGACUUUCAAGGGCCGUCUUCCAUUCUGUCCCUUCUUGUUCCUGCCUCUGUUUGUUCCGACUCUCUUCUCUCCUCAUGCUUCGCUUGACUCGGGGUCAAUGGGCCACUUCAAGUCGACCGAUGGACGUCAGUACGGUUCGCUCGGUGCAAUUCUCUGCUGCGGCGCGACCGUCGAUGACGACGAGCUUCAGCCCGGGACAGCCUUGGCGCCAUCUGGUAUAUGCAAUGAACAACCAUCUCCACGCCCUUCAAUGCCACCCAUGAAAUCAGUCAGAACGGGUGAAUCGCGCAUGAUCAAUGUGCCAUCGCUCGACACCAGACGCCAUGUCGUCACUCUCUCAGGACAGCCAGCCUUCCACGGAUCGGAAGAUUCUCACGAACCUUCUUGGCUUUCAACUUCACCUACUGCACCUUCCCCACGGAUUCGGUCUAUGAACGCUCUUUCACCGGCACCUUCAUAUACGAGGCCAUACCGAGCUUUCAAUCACACUGGAGUCCGAAGACAGAGCCUCGUGCCGUUACGACUCGGCCCGGUGGUACUCCGAGAUCUACCGAGCAUUGAAACCAACGACCCGACCCAUUCUGACCGGACUCUUGAUCUCGCGAAUUGUCGCUCGGAUUUUUGGGGAAACUUGGCGGAUGUCAAGGCAUGCCCAACGAGCGAAGUCUCAGCAGUCAACCCCGCCAACCCGCCUUCGCCAACUCGUUCGUCAACAAUCCCUCUGCCACGUGGGACGUCCAAGACCUCCACACCCUCUUUGAUGUCUCAACGAUCCAACGCGAGGUCACGCAAGCUACAGAAAUGCUCGGCAACGGAACUGCGCAGGAUCGAAUCCAAUCGCCUUGAUCAAGAGAUCCUCGAACUCGAUGCUAUAGUCAGAGAGCACAAGGCGGAAGCGGCUCGCACUCGUGUAUCAAAUCAGCACGUCGCCGCCGUCGCCCCAUCGAUGCACAUCAUGGCCAGAUCAGAGACGUUGGACGACAUUGGAUCUGCCCUCUCAAGGCCACUCACCGCCCAAAGCAGGUCGGACUUCGUCGGCCCGGACAGGCGCAGACCCGAGGGGCGUUCGCAAACACCAUACUCGAUGCAGACAGACUCGUGGUCGAGCUCAGCAGCUGCGGAUUGGUUAUACAACCUCUUACGAUCCUCUUCGCCAACCCGUACUGCUUCUGAUAAUUCCUGCUACGCGCUAGACGCCACUGAAGCGCAGCGACAGCAACGGCGAGAACGAGGUCGAAGUCACUCUGACGGGUUGAUGUCGGAGUCGUUUUUGAUAUCGGAUUCGUCGUCAGGGUCCUCCGCCGCCUAUUCGAUACACGAUUCAUGCCAUAGUCGAUCUGUUACGGAGGAGUCCAGGAGUUCAAGACUGUCGUCGCCCAUCACUCCUCCCUCCAGUCGACGAGAAUUCGACGGCACCCGUGGAUGCGAGAAGGAAGACUUGUUGCCGCCUGGGGCGAGCAUUGUUGACGAAGUGGGAGUGGCAUUGUAGACCAAUCGAUAUGACUAACAAGUGGGCAUCUAGAACAAUUUAUGAAUCGAG